This is a messenger RNA of Protobothrops mucrosquamatus (brown spotted pit viper), 672 nucleotides long. RefSeq names its product basic salivary proline-rich protein 4-like. Lineage: Eukaryota; Metazoa; Chordata; Lepidosauria; Squamata; Viperidae. The record is from RefSeq and is a predicted model, not a curated record. The transcript has a single exon. The annotation marks the transcript as partial.
CCGGACUCCCCGAUCGCGGAAACGGAAGCGUCCCGCCAUCUCCAGAGACCCGAGCCCCCCAAACGCUCGGGCAAGGCGAAGAGUCCGGACCCCCUGAUGAACGGGGAGGCCCAGCCCCCCAGCCCUGCUGUGAACGGCCUGGAGGGGCCCCGCGCAGCCGUCUCAGAGCCUCAGCCCGGGACCCCCGGCGAGGACCCCCACGGCCUCUCCGCCACAAAAGUGGCCAAGGCCGUCCGCGGCCUGGUCCACAAAGUGCUUCCUGGAGAGGACGCUGAAGGCGCCAAGGAGCCCCCCAAGCCUCCCAAGGGCCCCCAGCCCGGGAAAAAGCAGGAAAAGGCUCCCCGCAGGGUCCUCUCCCCGGCCCCCCGCCUGCUGUCUCCCCCUCCUCGGCCGUCUCCGUCCCCGAAGCCCCAGCCCAAGGAGGCGGCCCCCCCGAAGGACGACCUCUCCGUGGGGCUGAAAAGCCUGAUGUCCAGAGCCAAGAGUCGGGAACACCGGCCCCCCUCCCGGCAGCAGCGGGGGAAGAAAGAGGAGGCGGCCCCCCCUGAGAAGACGCAGCCCCCAGCCCUUCCGGAAGGGAAGCCCUCCCAGGCCCAAAGCCCCCCGGAGGCUCAGCCACCAUCCGGAGGCCUGGCAAAGCCAGCCAGCCAGGAAGCCCGUCCUGCCAGCCAG